GGGCGCAUAGAAUUCUCUUAAUUCAAGCAAGGAAAACACUCGCUGAAGAUGACUUGUCUCGCAGUAAUCGCGUUAAUUCUAGCCUGUGCGACGACUGUACACGUAACAACUGCAGCGCCUGGAGAAGACGAUAACUCGCUCAAUCCGGAGGAAAUUUUCGGCCUCCUUGACACUGAUGGAGAUGGUUUUAUAAGCCGUGAGGAGUUCGGUGGCGCCCUGGGCAACCAUGGGAGCGAAACUGAGGCAGAGAUCGACGCCGAAUUCGACAAGAUGGACGCCAACAAUGACGACAAGAUUUCCCCUGAGGAGUUCGAUCCUAAUAUACACUGAUAUUCAGCUGCCAAGAACACAGCACAAUAUAUCAAUUUGGACAUGUUGGCUGGCAAGAAUAUGACCUUUUGAAAUCUUUAAUCUUAAUGAAAAAGAUUGUUUUGAGAAGAUUGUAUUUACAGGCGAAAGCUUAAUGUUCAAUAAAAUGAUAAAGAUUGCUGUGUAUAUGAGAGGAGAAGC
Messenger RNA from Lingula anatina, 510 nucleotides. RefSeq lists its product as uncharacterized. NCBI's taxonomy places the organism in Eukaryota, Metazoa, Brachiopoda, Lingulata, Lingulida, Lingulidae. The record is from RefSeq and is a predicted model, not a curated record. Gene Ontology annotation, molecular function: calcium ion binding.